AUGGGGCCGCGGUUCGCGGAUCUACGCGGGAAGCAACACCCGACUAAGUUUCGGACUAUCGGAUGGUUGUACCGCAACUGCCUUGCAACCCAUCCUACUAGGGUUUCAUCGCUCAUUGUCGAGGACCAAGCUCGUACAUGGAUGGACAUCGGGACAGACCGCUCGGCACAAGUAUGGCCCUCGAAGGUGUUCUAUACCAACUCUAUCCUCCCUUCCUCAGGGUGGCACAGUCAGCUUCCGACUCGGGGCGUCAACGAUACGCGCGAUCCUCGUGCUUUUUUGGCCGUGAAAGCGUUCAUCGCUCAGGUACAGGAAAACCUGCCAAUGCGCACGAUCGCCGCGAGAGAACCAUCAAAGCUCCGCGCUUGGACGUACUCUUACGUUGCAGCCAAUUAG
This is a messenger RNA of Peniophora sp. CBMAI 1063, 396 nucleotides long. Lineage: Eukaryota; Fungi; Basidiomycota; Agaricomycetes; Russulales; Peniophoraceae. The record is from the annotation of a GenBank genome assembly.